Messenger RNA from Solanum tuberosum (potato), 3188 nucleotides. RefSeq names its product mannosyl-oligosaccharide glucosidase GCS1. The transcript has 21 exons. Bases 105 to 2336 code for a protein of 743 amino acids. Gene Ontology annotation, biological process: oligosaccharide metabolic process; protein N-linked glycosylation. The record is from RefSeq and is a predicted model, not a curated record. Gene Ontology annotation, molecular function: Glc3Man9GlcNAc2 oligosaccharide glucosidase activity. Gene Ontology annotation, cellular component: endoplasmic reticulum membrane. Lineage: Eukaryota; Viridiplantae; Streptophyta; Magnoliopsida; Solanales; Solanaceae.
UUCGUAUCUGAAAAACUCAACGUCCUCUUCCUCAGUCAUUUCACUUCAGUUCCAGUAUCCGUAAAGCUCCGACAGACGGCGAAACUGGGAACAUACGAUCAACAAUGGCGGGAACUUCACGGGGAAGUACUCGGAGCAGAGCUUCGAAAUCUUCCACCGAAAAUCCCCAAAUCCGUAAUCCUAAUCAGAUUCUACGGAAGGAUAAAACUAGAAAUAACAGCUUAAUUCACAUUUUCAGCGUCAACCUCAAAUUCCUUAUAGGGUUUGGAAUUAUUGCCUUUGCGAUCGCACUUUUUUUCAUUUAUACACUCAUUAAUCCCAUGGAGAAACCUCAAAAACCAAGAGUCAUCACUCCACUUCCAGCUCCAAAACUAAUGGAUCUUCCAAUGUUUCAAGGAGAGCAUAGAGAGAGCUUGUACUGGGGUACAUACAGGCCUCAGGUUUAUUUUGGAGUUCGUGCAAGGACUCCGCAAUCAUUGGUUGCUGGCUUAAUGUGGCUUGGAGUCAAGAAUGAGAGGUAUUUCAUGCGUCAUGUAUGCCAAGAUUCAGAUGAGUUGAAACAAUAUGGCUGGACUAGUCAUAAUGGACGGGAUUAUGGACAUCAGGUUCUGAGUGAACAGACAAUGACCUUGACUACUAGUUUUCUGAAAUCCAAGGAUCAUGGUAGUGGCUAUGGUGGAGACUGGGCUGUUCGAAUUGGAGUGCAGAGCGAUGAAUCUGUCCCUGAUGAAGAAAUGUUAAAAACCGCACACUUGUUUUUUUAUGUGGCUGAUGAAGGCGGGAAAAGUCUUACUUUGGGUAGCAGAGUCUUCGAUAUUCAUGGUGAUUCUAUUUUGGCGUCAGGAUCACGUAGUGACAUUGGAGACUGGCAGCUUCACUUAUUUUCAGAGGAUGUAUCUGGAGUACAUUAUUCUGGUUUCAAGACACCUCACAUUCACAAUCUCUCUGAUCUAGUCCAGGCAAAUUUGGCAGUCCAAGCAAGACAAUUUGGCCAUUUACAGCUUUCGGACUCAUCUGAUGAUUCUCCCAACAUUUUAGUAUUUCAGAUUUCUGCUAGGAUUCCUUUCAAAGCAGACAUUGUUUUUCUUUCUGGAACCAGUACUCGUGAUUCAAGAGUUGAAGAACGGGCCAGCAGGCUGACAGGUACUUCACUGACUAGUUUAUUCUCUGAGAAGCAAAAGGAGUUCGACAAUAAGUUUAAGAAAAGCUUUAUCCUAUCUGAUGAGCUUGGUUUGGAGCCUGUGACUGUUGGUAAGGCUGCUCUUGGAAACAUGUUGGGUGGGAUUGGAUACUUCUAUGGCCAGUCAAAGAUUUCACUUCCAUCAACCUCCACACCUAAUGCUGGAGAUAAUUCUGCCCUAUACUGGCCUGCUGAGCUAUAUACAGCAGUUCCAAGUCGGCCCUUCUUCCCAAGGGGCUUCCUAUGGGACGAAGGUUUUCAUCAACUGCUAAUUUGGCGUUGGGAUGUAUACAUUAGCUUAGAUAUCAUUGGACAUUGGCUAGAUCUUAUGAAUAUUGAUGGAUGGAUUCCGCGCGAGCUAAUCUUAGGUGCUGAAGCAUUGAGUAAGGUCCCAGAAGAAUUUGUUCUUCAGCAUCCAACUAAUGGAAACCCACCGACACUGUUUUUGGCCUUGCGAGAUCUGAUCUCCAAGCUGAAGAAAGAAAAGUUUGCUGCAACUGAGGCCAGGGAUAUCUCUGUCUUCUUGGAUCGGGCAUUUGUCCGCCUUGAAGCAUGGUUCAAAUGGUUUAACACAACUCAAGCCGGAAAGGAAAUGGGUAGCUAUUACUGGCAUGGAAGAGAUACUGCAACGACCCGUGAACUAAAUCCUAAGACCUUAUCUUCUGGAUUGGAUGAUUAUCCACGUGCAUCUCACCCAAGUGAAGAUGAACGUCACGUGGAUCUUAGAUGCUGGAUGCAUCUUGCAGCAGAUUCCAUGCACUCAAUAGCAGAGCUUCUGAAGAUGGAUAAAGAUAUCAAAAAGGAGUAUAGUUCAACUGCAAAGCUUCUCUCAGAUUUUGAACUUCUUAACAAGAUGCACUUAGACACUGCAAAUGGAGCUUAUUGUGAUUAUGGAAAUCAUACAGAGAAGGUUCAAUUAACUUGGAAAAUAGUGGAGACUGGAAGCAACUACCCAAGGCGAGAGUUCGUACGAGAAGUCCUAGAGAAACCUGUUCUACAACUGGUUCCUCAUCUUGGUUAUGUUAGCCUUUUCCCAUUUAUCCUCAGGCUUAUUCCACCUGACUCACAGAUACUUGAGAGUCAGCUUGACCUCAUCUCCAAUAAGAGCAUUUUGUGGACUGAUUUUGGGCUGAGAUCCCUACCAAAAACAAGGUGAUGCAGUUUCUGAUAUAUGUGCUCACUAUACUAGUGUAUUACUAUGAUACUAUCUAUUCGUAGUUUCUUCAUUAAGAACAUCUAAAGAAAUGUUACUUCUCUGUUUUCUUUGGGUUGUGCCAGCUCCAUGUAUAUGAAACGUAAUACGGAGCAUGAUGCUCCAUAUUGGAGAGGGCCUAUCUGGAUACCCUUGAAUUAUUUGAUUGUUUCGUCUCUUCAUCACUACUCUCAAGGUAAGUUUUCACCCUUGAUCCUUCCUGAGAUCCUUAUGUUAAUUUAUUUUUGUUUCAACUUUUGAAGUGCCUGGACCAUACAGAGAAAGAGCCAAAACCGUCUAUAAUGAAUUGAGGAGCAAUUUGAUAAGAAAUAUCGUUGGGAACUAUAAACGGACAGGGUACCUGUGGGAACAAUAUGACCAGAAGAAAGGUAAAGGGAAAGGUGCACGCCUGUUUACUGGAUGGACAGCAACUGUGCUAUUGAUCAUGGCAGAAGCUUACCAUGAAGUUUAGUAUCAUGUUGCAAAAGCAAUCAUUUUUGACAUAUUGAAUUCAGACGUAUACAACUACUAGAUAAUGCAUCUCCAAAAAAAUAAAUACAUUUUACUAAAGAUUUGAAGGUAACUUCUUCUAUUCCCUCAAGAGUUAUGUUGACAUAUUGCAAAUGUGAAACUGGGAAGAGCAAUACUCGCCAUGAUGUGCUGAUUUAGUUCAUCUUACGUAAUUUAUUCAGUAUGGUGAGGAUUCAUCAUCAAUUGAAAAAAUUACAUAGUAAGGCAAACAUGUUAUAUGUAUUUACUAUACACAAUUAUAGUUUAUUAGAGUGAGUUAGGGUUUUAUAGUAAUUUUUUAGCUCA